ACACAGGGCCCCUAUGCUGCGGCCCAUCUCAGCCAGGGCGCGGCGGCCGGGGGUGGAGGUGGCGACGGCACAGCGCAAUCCGAUCCGCCGCGCAGUACCCUCCGCGGCUCCGUGGGCCGCGGGAGGCGCCUGGCCGGCAGGCAGAGAAGGGGCGGCUCCUUCGGGCAAGGCUUGGUGGCACUCACACUGCUGCUGGGAGGCGGGGACCGGGAGGGGGAAUGAGGGCGCGGGGCCGUGGAGACCGAGAGGGCGGAGGGGGACGCACGGAGCGGCAGGCGAGGUCCCCGGGCAGGUGCAGCGGCAGGGUACGGAGCUCAGCACCCUCACGGCCGAGGCUUUCGGCACCCCGCGCCCCAGGCGGGGAGAUAUCCGAGCGCGGCGGAGCCGCCCCCCGCGUCAGCGCCAGCAGAUUGGUGGAGCGGCAGCCCCGCGAGUCACCGCCGGGUCCCGGCCGACUCCGCUCCCUUUCUCCUUUCUCCUCCCCUCGGCCGCGCCCAGCGAUGCCUCUGCAGCUCCCGGCCCGCUAAGGAGAGGGCGCCUUCUUCCCGUGGCUUGCCGAGAGAAGAUGGAGAGGCCCCAGAAAGAAAGAAGGCUCAUUUUACGUGACGGCUUCACCAGACAUUUCGAAGAACAUAUUUCGAAGGUCCCAGAAAUUGCUCAGAGUGCAAGGGAAAGAAGGAAGUCGCCGGGAGGUGUGAUGAAUGCAGAUCGGUGUAUCUGUCCCUCCGGUGAGCCAGACGUGACCCAAGUCUCCCCACCAUCACCUUGCAGCAGGAAAUCCAGAGCAUUUGUGAGGCCACAGCCCCUCAUCCAGGGGACCCAGGAUGAUCCCCUGAGACUGGGUGGGAUACGCCAGUAGGAGCUCCAGAAGCUUCGUCCCUGGAAUCUCCCAUGAACCCCUGAGGACCAGGGAGAGUGGUCACCAGCUCAGCAAGAGGCCACAGCUGUCCUGGCUCCCAGUGAGCAGAGAAGCAUGGAUUUUCCAGGUCUAACUUGGCUCCCUCUAGAGCCUCAGAAAUGCAGGUCUGGGGGAGAAGAGGGGUAUGGGCAGGGGAGGGACAGACCCACAGCCAGACUCGCACGAAGACAGACCCAGGGCAUAGGCCCAGGUGACCCUGUGGUCCUCCGGACCAGGACGCCAGUGGAACCCCCGCCUCGCGCUCCUUCCCUUGCCUGUGCCCACAUAGGCUGCAGGUGAAGGUGCGUCUUCCCCACCGCUCCCCAGGUCUGCACCAGGACACUGGGGCUGGGGACCCUGCUCAGCCCUGCCCCCUCACAGGCUGGCUAGCACAAGCCUCCUUCACAGCCUCCCCUCCAGCUGCUCCUGGAUGGAGCACUGAGCCGGGAAGCCAUUUUUAAAGGUUGGGGUUGCUCAAAGCAAAAAAGAAGAAAAAAACUGCAGUUGGGUUUCUGAUUAUCGCAAAUAGGAAAGCUGCCUCUACUGGAAAGCUGUGGGUCCCAUGAGCUGUGGGGAAGCAAAACAUGGCGGGAACCCCGUGAAGAGCCUGACGUUCCCUCCACCCCCUCUCUGGCAAACUCCCAUACAUACCCUAAGGGUCUCUUCAGGGGUCACCACUCCUGUGAACCCUCCUAGACAGGGCUUGCGUCUCCCUCCUCUGGGGUGGCCCAUCACCACAGAGCAUAGCUGUGACCCCACUGACCAGCAACCGCCCACAGUUGGGUGUCAGUGAGUACCCCUAGUGCCUCCCAUCCCUUCUUGCCUUCUGGGCACACAGGAUCUGUGUGGUCUGGCCUCUGCCACCCCUGUGAGGUAAAG
This is a messenger RNA of Condylura cristata (star-nosed mole), 1777 nucleotides long. RefSeq lists its product as uncharacterized. NCBI's taxonomy places the organism in Eukaryota, Metazoa, Chordata, Mammalia, Eulipotyphla, Talpidae. The transcript is spliced from 4 exons. Bases 14 to 859 code for a protein of 281 amino acids. The record is from RefSeq and is a predicted model, not a curated record.